CACCGCGCAUGAGUAAGAGGGAGAGGGAGAACCCCUGCCGUGUCCGCGGCUGCAGUCGCGAGGAGGGCGGGGUCUGCGGCCACCGCGUCCUCUCCGCCUUCGAGCGGCCGACCCAACAGGAUUUCCCUCCGCCUUUCCCACAGAGAUCCUCAAGGAUUUCCUCUACUUUGGACAACGCCCCCAGUGGGGAGAUCCUCGAGGCCCUCGGCGUCACCCAUGUCCUCGACGGCUUGGUCGCUGGUUCUAUUUGUGUAGCGAGUUCGCAACACUGGUAUAGACUGUUCCUGCUUGCAAAAAUGUAUACAAGAAUUCCUUUACUUAUCACUGCUUCCAAGCUGACAAAAUUCUACAAUUUGAUAAUGUGAUUCAGUUUUGAGUUCGUGUUCUUUUCCACAACAUUUAUCAUCUGUUAUGCAGAACAAUGCAACAAGGAGGAGGCACGUGUUCUUGUCCACUGUCACCUGCAAUUGUAAUAGCCUAUCUGAUGAAAUGCAAAGGAUGGCCACUCGCAUGAAGUUUUCAAUGGAUUAAAAUCGGUGGCCUAUCCCCAGGAAGAAACUUGGAGUGGAUAGGAGAUGGAAAACAAUGCUUCUGUAGUCGUCCCUCCUACUGACAGCUCCUGAAGAAUUAAUGAAAAGCAUCUGGAUCUGGAGAUCCCAUCCUAUUUGCAUCUAAAAGACGGGUUCUCAGGUCUGUGAUCAAAAAGUGUUGGAGGAGAGAUGAUCUCUUUUUUUUCUUUUUUCUUGUAUUUUUCCUUCUUUCCAGGCUACUGUAACGCUUUAAGAACCAGUGAGUUCGUGGUUCGCAAGAUGACCAAACCAGUUUUCCUCCUCCUAAUGCUUCUUCUUUCGGUGUGCUAAUAUGAUUCUCAACAUGCUUGUGUGUUCCA
This is a messenger RNA of Musa acuminata AAA Group (dessert banana), 889 nucleotides long. RefSeq lists its product as uncharacterized. The transcript has 6 exons. The record is from RefSeq and is a predicted model, not a curated record. NCBI's taxonomy places the organism in Eukaryota, Viridiplantae, Streptophyta, Magnoliopsida, Zingiberales, Musaceae. The coding region runs from base 9 to 365 and encodes 118 amino acids.